AUGCAGCAUUCCGACUCCGACACGGAUGCGAUGUCCGUGGCCUCGGCGAUCGGCGAGGACGGCGAGGAGGACGUCUUUGCCGCUGCGGCGAUAUUGCCGGACGCGGACGGCGACGGCAUCUUUGACCUCCCCGCGUCGCCGAUGCCCGGCGAGGGCACAGCUGACUUGGGCGGCUUCGACGAAGGCGGCGAGGAGGGCGGCGAGGAGGGCGACGGUGACGGCGAGGGCAGCGGCGACGAUGGGAGCGGCGAGGGGAGCGGUGAGGAGUCGGAGGAGCGGCAGGCGGCGAUGGUGGCGCAGCUGCGUGAGGCGCUGCUGGCGAGAGGGUACGAGAUGCGCGACGCGCCGGCGCGGCCGGCGCAGCUGCCGUCCUUCGACAUCGCCGGCUUCGCGCAGCGACUCGCCUCCUGCCCGCCGCGGUCGGUCGUCGUCCUCUGCGGCGCCGGCAUCUCCGUGUCGGCCGGCAUCCCGGACUUUCGGUCGCCCGGGACCGGCCUGUACGACAACCUGCAAAAGUACGACCUGCCGUCGCCGCAGGCCAUCUUUGAGCUCUCCUACUUUCGCGAGCGGCCCGACGCCUUCUACCUCCUUGCGAGGGAGAUGUGGCCCGACAACUUCCAGCCGACGCCCGCCCACCACUUUGUCGCGCUGCUGCACGCGAAGGGGCUGCUGCGCCGCUGCUUCACGCAAAACAUCGACUCGCUCGAGGCGCGCGCCGGGCUGCCGGCCGACUUGACCAUCGCCGCGCACGGCAACUUCGACGGCUGCCACUGCAUCGAGACGGGCGAGCCGGUCCCUCUCGGCGAGGUGCGUCGGGCGGUCGCGGUCGGCCGCGAGGGGCCGGGAGGCUGGGCGGAGCUGGCGGAGCGGUACGGCGGGCUCUGCAAGCCGGACAUCGUCUUCUUUGGCGAGCAGCUGCCGGCUCGCUUCUUUGAGGCGGCCGAGGCCGACCUGCCUGCGGCGGAGGCGCGCCAUCGCCCCUUAUACCCCCUUUAUACCCCCUUCAUACCCCCUUACACCUGCCUGCGGCGGAGGCGCGCCCUCGCGGCGUCGGCUCCGGCGGGCGGAGAGGCGGCGGGGCCCGCGUCACGUCCUGCCGGUGUGCAGCCCUUCGCGUCUCUGCUCGGCCGGUGCGGCCUCGCGACGCCGCGGCUGCUGCUGAACCGCGAGAUGCUCGGCGAGGGGGAGGGAGAGCUCGUCGGCGAGGCGGACCCGAUGGUGCGGAUGCUCGGGCUGCGCGACCCGCGCGCGAUGCUGCACGGCGACGAGGCGAACCACCGCGACGCCUUCUUCGAGGGCGACUGCGACGCGGGCGUCCUCGAGCUCGCCCGGCUGCUAGGCUAG
Emiliania huxleyi CCMP1516 is the source of this 1344-nucleotide messenger RNA. RefSeq lists its product as hypothetical. The coding region runs from base 1 to 1344 and encodes 447 amino acids. Lineage: Eukaryota; Haptophyta; Isochrysidales; Noelaerhabdaceae. The record is from RefSeq and is a predicted model, not a curated record. Gene Ontology annotation, molecular function: NAD+ binding. The transcript has 6 exons.